GCCCCGGCCAUGGCGCUGUAGCCGCGACCCCUCCGUGCCCCCGGCCCGUCUCCGCGCUCACCGCGCCUGCGCUCUCCGCUCCUGCCUUCUUUCUUCAGCCGAGGCCGCCGCCGCCUCUCCUUUCCGCAGCCAUGGAGUCCUCAACUUUCUCCUUGGUGCCUGUCUUCGCCCAGCUGAGCAACCUCCAGAGCCGCCUCCCAGCUGUUGGUGCAGCCUCCUUCAUUGCCAUCCGUGCCCAGCGCCUGUGCUGCAGCCAUGUCACUCCUGGCGACCCUGGGGCUGGAGCUGGACAGGGCCCUGCUCCCAGCUAGCGGGCUGGGCUGGCUCGUAGACUAUGGGAAACUCCCCCUGGCCCCUGCCCCCUUGGCUCCCUAUGAGGUCCUUGGGGGAGCCCUGGAGGGCGGGCUUCCAGGGGGGGGAGAGCCCCUGGCAGGUAAGGGCAGGUGGAGAAUGGAGCCCCCCGCCCUGGAUACCCUAGACUUGCUGGCCAUCUACUGCCGCAGCGAGGCAGGGCAGGGCGAUUCAGGGUUGGCUCCCCUGCCCCCACCACAGCAGCCCCCUCCUCCACCUCCAACGUCUCGCCCGGUCCCUUAUCCCGUUCCUGCCACCACCCGAGGGGACCGCAAGCAGAAGAAGAGAGAUCAGAACAAGUCAGCUGCUCUGAGGUAUCGCCAGAGGAAGCGGGCGGAGGGCGAGGCCCUGGAGGGUGAGUGCCAGGGCCUGGAGGCACGGAACCGGGAGCUGCGGGAGAGGGCCGAGUCUGUGGAGCGGGAGAUCCAGUACGUUAAGGACCUGCUCAUCGAGGUGUACAAGGCACGGAGCCAGAGGACCCGCAGCAGCUAGGCACGCAGGGGCUUGGUCUUCAGCUCUGGCUCGCUUCUGUUUUUGGGGCCGAAGUGACAGGGUCCCUUUCUCAUCCCUCUGCCUCCAGCUCCUUUCCAACGUGCCCCUCUUCUCUCUCUCUCCUUUUAUCCUUGUCUCGUUUCUUGUGCAUUUCCGUUCCGCUCCUCUCCUCCCUCCCCGGGAUCAUGGAACAGUUUGGCCUUAGUCAACAUGUGUACUCCUCACGUGACAGCUGAAGGGCUCAGGCCCCCCGGGAGUUCAGGGAGCUGGGGAGAGCUUGGGAGACCUCUCAAGCAGGGAGGCGAGGCCAGAAAGCUGUGCAGAAUGACUAUGCAUAUGAGGACGGGGGAGCCUUCAGGAGAGUAAGUCGGGGAGCAUUUUAAGAAUGGCACUUGUAUAAUAACGUAAGCAAGAAAAGCAAGCCAAGUGACCUUGGGAAACUACAUUUGGGCAGGGAGCCAAAAGGUGGCCAAGUUCAAAGAGCCGGUGGCUAUGGAGGCAGGUGGGGAGCAGGGCAGGGCGGGCAUGGCCAUAGUUGGUGACGGGGUGUUCACAUUAGCUGUGGGAGGAAAUCAGUGUUUUGUGAAAGGUGCUGGGCCAGGGGCUGCAUCUAGGUGAGGGAGGGCGGGGGGGUGAUCAUUUUGUGGGUGGCGGCAGAAAUAAAAUGAAGAAUUUCUUCUGGUCUGUGUGUCUUGUCUUUGAGAGGAGAAGUUGGGAACGAGGGCAGUCUUAGGCCAAAGACCAGAAUGAUAAUGAUAAUAAUAGAAAUAACAGGUAAUACCUAUGGUCGAGUACACACGCUUGGCACACGGCCAAGGCCAAGAGGGGCCCGACUGAACCGGACGAGACCCACUUUUAGAUUCAGACCAUUAAUUACUUACACAGCGAACGAAAGGAUAGCCAAAGGUGCCAGCUGCCCAUGGUCCUUGUCACACCAAAAAAGAUGACGCCGAAACCAAAAGGGCUGGACAGUUGCAACAGGAGUCGUGGGGCGCCCCGUGGGGAGGAGCCCCCGCUCUGAUGAAAGCCUCCGGGGAGCAGUUGAGAGGUGGGGCGAUGCUCCCGUCGGUGUCGAGCGUUUACUACGUGCCAAAAGAAAGUGGACGGUGCAGUGGCAUUUAGAACAUUUGCAAUUUGCCAACCGCUUCGAUCCAGUUCCAAAACACUUCUGUUGCUCCAAAAUAAACACAGCCAUUGAGUAGUCA
Messenger RNA from Pteropus alecto (black flying fox), 2048 nucleotides. It is a transcript of the gene ATF5, whose product is annotated as activating transcription factor 5. The record is from RefSeq and is a predicted model, not a curated record. Gene Ontology annotation, cellular component: nucleus. Gene Ontology annotation, molecular function: RNA polymerase II transcription regulatory region sequence-specific DNA binding; DNA-binding transcription activator activity, RNA polymerase II-specific. The transcript is spliced from 3 exons. Gene Ontology annotation, biological process: regulation of transcription by RNA polymerase II. The coding region runs from base 256 to 843 and encodes 195 amino acids. Lineage: Eukaryota; Metazoa; Chordata; Mammalia; Chiroptera; Pteropodidae.